AACGCCGCGACGCCCGCCCGCACUGGUCGUGGUCGAGUGGUCGCGGUCGUGUGCCUCGCCGGCCGCCACCAUGACGGCCUACCAUCACCACCAAGGCGAUGAAGAGUCUGUGGCCCGGGGUCGAUUCCAGACCCAGGUGUUCCAGCAGUCGGUUACUCUGACAGCGAAGAUGUGGCCUGAUGACAGUGGCACAGUGCCUCCGAGUUCUGCGGGUGGCUGGAAGUGGGGCAGCUGGCGCAUUCCGAGUGAGUACCUGCCGCUGCUGGUGGGGGCGGUGUGUGGCGGCGCGCUCCUCUUGCUCGUCCUCAUCGCCCUCAUUGUCUGGCGCUGCUGCGUUAUGCCACGCCGGGACAAGGCCUAUUGUGCAAGAGAAGAGAUGGCAGCAAGACAAAGAAGUGGUGUACCUGUUAUGCCAAGCCACUCUGCUGUGUACGCAGCCCCAAAAAGUGGGCAGUGGGCAUACAGCAGCCGUCUGGUAGUACCUGCAAACCCUGCUGCAGCAGCAGCAGCGGCUCCUAUUGUCACUGGCUCCCACUGGUUCUACAACAGCAGAGUUCUCAGUCCCAACAACCUUGAACGACUAGACCCCUGUCCCUUGCCAAGAUCUGUCAGCUGUAUGCAGGACCAAAACCAAGUCCCUCAGAGUUGUACAGACAAGAGGCGCAGACCAAUAAGCCAACCAAUCAGGUUUGGUCCUUGUGAUGUUGCAACUGGUGGAGAACCAAGGGGAAACCAUUUGCCAGAAAUUUCAGAGUUCAAUGCACACAGUAGCCAAUAUGCCUCGAGCAGCAUCUCAUAUUUGUUUACAGUUCUGGAUGAGGUUGGCACACGUGGGGGUGACCCACCCCCUGGCCCUACUGUGCUCAAGACGAGGAGCCUCCCCGCCUGGGUCAGGUCGAGAUCUCGGCCUCUCUCCACAGAAGAUAAUCUCGCUGAGCUUUAUGCUAAGGUUAACUUCAGCAAGAAGAGAAAAAACAGAAUGAGAAAUGAUGAGGCUGCCAUCAUUGCUCUCAGUAAAUCAAGGAGUCAGUAUUUACAUAAAGACACAGAUUCUUUGGUUGAUAAUGAAGCAGUAAUAGUGUAUGAUGAACGGACUGCUCUGUGAGAAGAUAAUAUUUUCCUUCAUUCUCCUGUCCUUCACUCUCCAGCUGAAGCAGUGGAACUUUUGUGCAAAAAGUCUCAGUGACAAAUGAUUGUACACAAAAUGUCUGAGAAUGUUUGCAUUGUUAUGCCAGUGAUGAUAAAACUUAAUUUUUGUUCUGGAAGUUUGAUAACAGCUCUGAUGAAAGCAGAGACACGAACAUAAGAAAGGCUUUUGGAAGUUCUUUUGAGAGAACAUGCAAAAGUCUCAGAGGCCGUUUUCUGAAUGUUUGAAAAGAGUGAGGAGAUACGUUAUUUUCUGAGUAUAAAUUUCAUUAAAACUAUCUUUGUUAGACAGUUCCACCGAUAGUGUAGAGUUUUUCUCUAAUGAUGUGACUUUUCAGCUAUUACUACAAAGAUGAUAACAAAAUACCAUAUAAAAGCCAUCUGUAUUUUAGGUAAUUUCUGUUGCUUUCACUAUUUGACAGAAGACCACAGCAACAAGCUAUGAAAAAAAUAUGCUGGAACUAAGCUUUUACAAAAGUUCUGAGAUGAUUGUGUAAUCAUCAGCAUACUUAGAUAUUGUAAUGUAAGUUUCCCUUUACUAAGCUGGGGCAGUUUAGAGAAAUAACAUUCAAAACACAGGUGACUGCUUUGUUUCAAAACUUCCGUUGUGUAGCUCCCCAUAAAUAAAGUUUACAUUCUGAGAAGUGAGUAUCCAGUGUUAAUAGUCAAGGCAGCGCAAGAUGAUCCCUGACAGCUAAGAGUGCUUUAAACUGCUAGGUUCAGAUGGCUGCAGGUGAAAACAAUAGCCAUCAAUAGAGCUGGGACAACAUUGAGGCAUUGCCACAGAGACAUUUACAAAACCGUGUUUUGUGAUUGGUUGAAGUGGAUGUGCAAAGCAGUUGCGCCCAGCCUCCUUUAACUAUCAUGGAUCACCUUACCCUGACUCUAUUAUACUAAUAUUGAAAAUAUGAAGUAUUUUUCAUUCUCGACAAAUUAUGUCAUAGAAAUAUGAAAAAAGUCAUCUGCUUUAAGUGGCAUAAUUGUUUUGUGGAAUAAACUAUUAUGUUGUAAAUCACAGUCAACAAUAUUUUUAAUGAACAGUAUGAGUUAGCAAGACAAUCAAAGCUAGUGCUAUGAUGUACUCUGUAAAUAAUAGAAAACAUCUUCGCAAUACAUAUCACCAUAUUUUUCAAAAUUAUCAUCUUGUUCAUCUUGGAUAGCAGCUAAAAACAGUCACUCGUAGAGGGCAACCCCACAUAUCAAUGGACUGUCAAUAAUAACACCCAGACUGUGAUAUCAUAAGUUUGCUAAAGUAACCAUUUGUGUCAAUUCUUGGUAAAUAUGUAAAAGAAAAAAGAUUAAAAAGUGUGAAUUGUGAGUAUGCAACUGAAUGAUGAGCUUGAAUCAACAAUAGUAAUGUAUUUAUCAUCCUAAUUUCUAGUCAUGCUCAAUAGAAGCAGAUUGUGUAAAUAAAGUUAGAAUGGAAUAGCACAAAUUCUUAUCCUUUUUCUGAAUUAUAAUGCUUUACAUAAAGCAUUUGUCUGAACUUUAUAUUUGAUCAAUUACAAAGUGAGAUUUUUUUCUAUCUUCAGUCCAAAGUGAUGAUAGUGAUUACUGGACAAUUUUGAACAGUGUAAACGUUUGUAAAUAUGCUGUCUUUGCACAUUCUUUCGCUGGAAAGCAAUAUGACUGAUAACUGGCAGGAACAUUGUAUCUGCUAUCUGCACUUACUGACAUUUGGUUUCUGAAUGAUUUUUCUCAGAGUAAUAAAGGGGAUUUUUAAUUAGAUACAAAUGUUUCUCUUUUUGGAAUUUUUAUCUCUUGAUGACAGAAUACAUGCAGGAAUUGUGUUUACCAGAUGUCUUUAAACAUAAAAGUAUUUGAUAGUAGGACAAUAAGACUAUGAUGUGUAUUUUAAGUAGAACAAUAAGCAGGAUAUAAUAUAUAGCUAAGUAGUUGAAAUUACAAUGUAAUGGGCCUAUUAACUGUGAUUGAGACACAGAAAGUACAAGAUCCUGUAUCAAUUCUGAGGUAAAAGUCACUUUUUAUACUAAUUCUAGUUGCAGAACUUUGAUAAUAUAAAUAAAGUUGUCUGGCUUCCAAAACAGACACAUUCAGGUAUUCCUGUCAGAACUGAUGAUGGAACAUAAAAUAUUUGCAAUAAAAGUUAUAUAUAUAUAUAUUUCAAUAUGUAAUUGCUGUAAUUGAUCAUUGGAGCAAAUAAUGAUCUCACAAAACUA
Schistocerca gregaria is the source of this 3326-nucleotide messenger RNA. RefSeq lists its product as uncharacterized. The transcript has 8 exons. The coding region runs from base 71 to 1105 and encodes 344 amino acids. The record is from RefSeq and is a predicted model, not a curated record. NCBI's taxonomy places the organism in Eukaryota, Metazoa, Arthropoda, Insecta, Orthoptera, Acrididae.